This is a messenger RNA of Achroia grisella, 2036 nucleotides long. It is a transcript of the gene sim, whose product is annotated as single-minded homolog 1. The record is from RefSeq and is a predicted model, not a curated record. Gene Ontology annotation, biological process: regulation of transcription by RNA polymerase II. Gene Ontology annotation, molecular function: protein dimerization activity; RNA polymerase II transcription regulatory region sequence-specific DNA binding; DNA-binding transcription factor activity, RNA polymerase II-specific. Lineage: Eukaryota; Metazoa; Arthropoda; Insecta; Lepidoptera; Pyralidae. The transcript has 8 exons. Gene Ontology annotation, cellular component: transcription regulator complex; cytoplasm; nucleus. Bases 47 to 1687 code for a protein of 546 amino acids.
GCGCAAGACCACCGCGCGUCACAAUCCGCUAAACGCGGCCGCCAUCAUGAAAGAGAAGAGUAAGAACGCGGCCCGCAGUCGCAGGGAGAAAGAGAACGCAGAGUUCCUGGAGCUGGCCAAGCUGCUGCCACUGCCCUCAGCUAUUACGUCACAGCUCGAUAAAGCCUCCGUCAUACGGCUCACUACCAGCUAUUUGAAGAUGCGGCAGGUGUUCCCUGAUGGUCUUGGUGACGCGUGGGGAGCGGCCCCACCUCCGUUGCAAUCCAGGGAGUUAUCAAUCAGAGAGCUUGGGUCACACCUACUGCAGACCUUAGAUGGAUUCAUCUUCGUGGUGGCUCCGGAUGGGAAAAUCAUGUACAUCAGUGAAACAGCAUCUGUUCAUCUUGGACUCAGUCAGGUGGAACUGACUGGCAACUCAAUAUAUGAAUACAUCCACCAGUCUGAUCACGAAGAGAUGAACGCAGUGCUGAGUUUGCAGCAUCCUCACUCCUACCUCGGACACCAAUACCCGUCAAUAGGAUACCCCGUGGGUGGGACGUGGGGCCCAACAGUGGACAUCGAAUGCGAGAGAGCGUUCUUCAUUAGAAUGAAGUGUGUAUUAGCGAAAAGGAACGCCGGCCUCACCACCGCUGGAUACAAGGUGAUUCACUGUUCGGGCUACUUGCGGGCGCGCCGCUUCGGCGAGGGCUCCGCUCCUCUGGGGCUGGUGGCAGUGGGCCACUCGCUGCCCCCCUCCGCGGUCACGGAACUGAAGCUGCACUCCAACAUGUUCAUGUUCAGAGCUUCCCUGGACAUGCGGCUGAUAUUCCUCGACGCCAGGGUGGCAUCACUGACCGGCUACGAGCCACAGGACCUGAUCGAGAAGACGCUGUACCACUACAUACACGGAACCGAUGUACUGCAUAUGAGAUACUCGCACUGUACUCUUCUAACAAAAGGCCAAGUGACGUCACGCUACUACCGUUUCCUGACCAAAUCCGGUGGUUGGGUGUGGAUGCAGAGCUACGCGACCAUCGUACAUAACUCGCGCUCCUCCCGCCCGCACUGCAUCGUCUCUGUCAACUAUGUGCUCAGUGACAUCGAGUCGAAGCAUCUAAUUCUAAACAUCGACCAAGGUCCACCCAAACCCAACCACGACCUGCCCACACAGUCCCAACAUAUCCCGACCACCACCACCUCACCACAGAUGCCGCACCUCCGGCACACAGACAAGCUCAACCACAUACACUUAAACGAGAGCGAUUUCAGCGGCGACUCGAGUGGGGGCUACACAUACCCAGAGUAUACGCUACCAGUCAUCCAACCCUACGACAACCGAGAGGAAUACCAGCAAAACGGCACAUACCAAGAGUUGUUCUACAACGAGAACUAUCAAGAGCCGGAACUGAUAUCGAGUAACUAUGUUAGUUACCCGCAAAAUCAGAGACCGUUUUCCGCUAGCUCGUCGUCGUGCAGCUCUAUUGAGAGUUCAGAGAUCGUAAACCAGCAGUACAGUUAUACGAAUUUGAUAUCGUUUUAUGGACAUAACGGGCAAGCGCAAAAUGGAAGGCCUGUGGAGAAUUUCGGGACUAACUUCGGGAAGAUGACGCCCAGUCCUUCAGUGCAGGAGGGUUAUACCAGCGUGAUUGUGGACAAUACGCAGCAAUUCCACCAUCAUGGUGGAGGAGUUAAUGAGUUUGUACAUUGACGAACUUUCUAGACUCGUAGGGAUGAGAAUUAUAGUUUGCAUUUAAAGUUUUCAGACUGAACUAUGCUGAACUGUUCUUAAGUCAUUUGACUACAGAAAUUAUGUAGUUUUUUGAGUCGACUGAACUUUAUAUGUAUAAGUAAUUACGUAUGUAUCUUUUUUGUUCAAAAAGAAACAUUUUUAUGAAGAACUUCAAUCGCUCUUAGACCAUGCAACUAGGAGAGUGAGACUCCAAGCUAAUGUUAUGUAUAAUACGACCAAUUGCAAAUACAGAUUAAUAUUUCCCACCAAAAAAUUUCACAGAGAAAUUUGUUUUUAAUUUACUCAAAAAAAAAGUAAAUGUAUCAUA